Messenger RNA from Homarus americanus (American lobster), 1957 nucleotides. RefSeq lists its product as uncharacterized. The record is from RefSeq and is a predicted model, not a curated record. Lineage: Eukaryota; Metazoa; Arthropoda; Malacostraca; Decapoda; Nephropidae.
GAAUGUGUGUGUGACAGUUGAGCUUCCUUAUUAGAUAUUCGUUGAUCAAAAGUCAAAACAAAACAAAGAAGUGAAAAUUUGUCGCCUUAUUCUCCUAUUGACAUGACUGUUGGAAGGAGAAUUAGAAGAAUUUUAGGCAGCUGAUCAUUCUGGUGUGUUAACAAUGAACCCAGCAAGUCUUCGUCAUGCGUGUGGGUGGCGCAUAGCACGCACCUUGUUGACCACAGUCAGGCAACUGUCGAUCACAAAGCAACAUGACAGGAAUAGACUGGUGGGUAUCUUGGCUUGGUUUAGGGAGCAGUAUGAUGGCAUUGUAUUCUCUAAGGUCAUGCAGAAUCAUCUGUACAAAGGUCUCAUCUCAGGCAUGCGGAGCUUAUAUAAUCCUCCAGUUCACUUCACAACAAUAUUGGUGCUCUGUCCUAACGUGAUAAUAGAUCAGAUUCCUGUCGUCAGUGACCUCACAGAAUGCUCGCCCCCUCUGCAUAUCAACUUAGAAGAAUGUCAGGUAAUUUUAGAGGUGUUUGCUGAGCUUCAGAAGAAGUGGACUAGUAUGAAGAACUUGCAAAAAGAUGUUAACAAAGAGGAGUCCUAUGUGCUUCCUACCAAGUCACUGGUACUUGAGGGCGUGUACUUUCAAGAUCCAGAGUUUCUUCCACUCUUGUUCAGAGAAAUACCAAAUCUUUGUCACAUUGAACUUCAGUACAAUGCAACCCCUCGUGUCCUGAAGGCCUUGAGCAGACAUUGUCAUCAUCUGGAGUCCCUCUGCCUCCUGGGGCCAAAGAUGGAAGUCUUAGUCGAGAAUGAUAUCUAUUCCAUCCUUUUUGGUAUACCACCAAAUUCUUAUAAUAGCUUUACAUCUUGUAUACUCCAAAAAUUUUCAGACGAGAAAGAAUUCAGGGAACAGUUUGUGCUGCAGUUUCCAAACUUGAGUAAACUGGACCUUGAUGAGUUGUAUUUUGAGAAGAUUGUGUUACUUGAUGUAUACACUCUUGCCCUCCUCCUACAGCCCAAACUAUUAUCCUUUGGAAGGCAUACUGGUGGACUAACAAAAAGUGUAAUUUCAAAUUAUAUUGAGCUCUGGAAAAUUGCGAAUGAAAUCCCAGUUUCUUACAUCAGCAUCUAUUUAAAAAAAGCAAAAUUUGUUGAUAGUGUGCGUGGAGUGCCAGAAGAUCCAGAGAUGGAAUUGCAGUAUAUGGAAGAAAUAUUGCCAAUGUUCAAGUCUUUAGAAUCUGUUGAGCUGCAGAAAAUGCAUUGGAAGCAGAAUCAUGUGGCAAAAUUUUGUCGAAUGUUUGCCGACCGGAUUAAUGCAAUCUCAUUAAGUGACGUGCCAGUGAAGGAUAUAUUUUGCCUCGGUAAUAUCUCUCAUCUACAAGUAACAUACAGAGGACCAUAUUAUUUUGAGACGAUAAACAUUAUCUUGGAUAACCUUCCAAACCUGUUAACUCUGAGUAUUCAUUCCUUGCUCCGAGAAUACCUUCAGGACAAUAAUGAAAUUGGUAUAGAACAAGGAAAUGCAUGGGAUGAACUACAGCACAUUCCGGAAGACCACGUAUUUGAUGAAAUAGAGAAUGAAGAACUAGAAGGAUUUCUUGGGCAAAUUAAUGAACAGUUAAAUGCAAAUGUAGAGGCUAAUCCUGUAAAUCUACCACGUUUACGUGCCCCAGCACUUUACAGACCUGACAAACCUGUACGCAGACAUAAAAAGCCCAAGUAUAAAGUUCAUCAUAAAUUAGCAACCUUGCGUAUCGCUUCUUUGUGUGAGGCAGCUAAGGAUCCCUCAGAGGUUUUCCUCAAACGUCUUCUAAAGCAAUUACCAAACCUUCAACGUCUUUGUCUGGGAACGUGGUUGGGGGCACUGAGCCGAAGGAUGGAAUGUUUGACAUGCACAGGCAAUGCUUUGGUUAAUGUCAUCACAGACCAAACACGAAACGAACCCCUCCUUACUCAUCUUAAACAG